UUGCGACCAAGUGUGAAACUCCGACAGAUUGUCACCAGGCGCCGCCGACUUGCCCGAGCGAGCCGAGUGCCACUCUGCAGCGUUCGCGUUUGUUGGACAUGCAUUCUACGACGGAGUGAGUCCAGGUGUGGACAUUUCAUCUGUCCUGGAUUGAUUGUGUUUCCUGAGUCUAAGGUUGUUCCUGCAUGGUUGGUAACAUAAUCACCAUUGGCUUUUGAUUGCCCUCCAUUUGAUGUGGCCUGUGCUUCGUGUCACCUCUGUAACUCCGCUGUGCCUCCGCCUUAGCAAGGUAUUUGCAUAGGAGUCAGAGGAGUUAAUCCUGUGAGUAAAGCCUUAACAUCUGCUUGUUUCUGUCCUCUGUCUGUCCCCCGGGGUCCUGAAGCACAGGCCGGACUCCAGCGCCUUUGCAGAGUCCAAGCUCCUUUGCAGUGUCCAAGCUCCCUCUGCAACAGGGCGGGGGCCUUCUUGGCACAGGAGUCUGGCUCCGGUGACGGUAGUUGCAGCCAGCCUGUAGCACAGAUGUGCACUGGCCUAAGUCUUAGCGCCUGGUUGAGGCACCCGAAGUCUGCAUCUCGCUCCAUAGCUUCAAGUAUGCAGGAAGUAUCCCCUUUUCUUCCCCAUAACUACCUUAAUUCACACUCCAGCCCCCACCUGGCCAACCUUGAGGGAAAGUUCAUGGCUGUCACUUUUAGAUGUCUUCCCUUCUCUCAUGGGGUAUGUCCUAGAACCUGGAGAUUUUCACGUACCUGGUAGGUGAGGGACUUGCCUCUGGCCUUUGGCACAUCACAGUAGUGGUCUCUUGAAGCCUCAGAGCCACCAGUGGAGGCUGGAGAUGUCUUGCUCAGGUCUGGCUUCCCUGAGCGCACCCCACACAUGUCCUCUGGAGGGUUCUGCGCUGCCUUGCGAGCAUCCAGAACAUGUUAGCUAUUGUUACUAGUUGGUGCCAGUGGCUAAAACCUGUAAUUCUGGAAGAGCGGCAGCGAUUCGAGUUAGCUGCCUGGAGCCGCUGCUUUAGAACAGGUGACCUUCAGGGGGCACUGCGAGACAUCAAGGUAAGAGGCAGGUAGAUGGGUUCAGGGCUCUGGAAUUUGAAAGUUUAGGGUUGUAGAUAGAUAUUUGGGAGACCUGUGACCUCAAGAAGUAGUUGAAACUUUGAGUUAUGAAGAAGGUCCCCCAGGGAUUGUGAGAAAAAGUAGAGGGCCAGGUGCCAGGCUCCAAAUCUAUUCAUAUCUCUGGUGACCCUUCACAACAUGUCCCUCUGUGUCGUAUGAGUAUAAAUAUCCGUUUAGGGUCUUCACUUCAGAGGUAUAGUCUUAUUGUUCACCGUGGUGCAUAGAUUUCGUUGUCUGUAAUCUACCGUAUUGGGUGGGCUCCUUUCCAUGUGGAAUUACGGACUUUAGGAAGUAAAAUUAAAAACUUAGUUGAGAAGCUUUUCAGAAACAAGCCUUGUCCAUCUUCUUUCUAGAGAAGUCCUUCACUGGAAACCAAGGCAGAAUUCCCAGUGUGUGGGGCUUGCCCAGUUCCUCCCCACCCCAAUCACUAGAAAUAAAGAGCAAAGUCAGUCUGAAGAAUUGACUGAAGCAGAAUCAGGAGUAGCUAAAAGUGAAUGAGCUGAAACUGGAGGGAAAUCCCUUUGUUCAAUUUGGGUUUCAGUGAAUGCUCAGCGGGCGGCUAACCCAGUUCAUUAACAGAAAAGACAUGGUCUUAAACGCUGCUCUCAGAAGUAAAUGCCCAGAAAAACACAUCACGACAACCAAAACACGCAUUCCAGAAAUCGUAUGCUCUAGAUUCGUGAAACUUUAGUUUUUGUCAUCAAUGAAGAAGCAGAUCAUUUUCCCCCAAAUAUUUCCCCACAUAUUUAAAAUCAUUAACCUAGAACAAAUCUGUCUGCAGUGUGCCAGCCCUCAUUCCUAGAAAAAUGUGAUUUUUCUUGCUCUUCAGGAGCUCAGACACAUUUGUAUUUAGGGAGGUUGAUGUUAUAGGGCCAUUUUUUACCAUGUACAUUUUUUUUAUAUAAUUAACACAGUAAAACCCUUCUCUCUGAUUUUGAAAUCUAAAUUCAGACCUGAGAAGCAGCCUGCAAGUCGCAUCCUGCCAGACUCAGAUGUGUUCUUUUUCUGAACUGUCUCUCCUCUGCUGUGCUAAGGUGUCCUCCACCGCACAGGAUUUCCCCCAGGGCCAUGCGAGCUUUCAGGUUCUCUGUGGCAUUGUUAACUCUUUAAGCGUUAGACUGGUGCCCUGGUGGCAGGUGGGAAAGGCCGGGGACUUGAUCUCCUCCCGGCCAGGGUUCUCCUCUUUCACUGGCGCUGCUCACAUUGAACCCCUUAAGAAUGAGCUCCUGUGUGAGCCCUCGAAGCCCAGGCGCAUUGUUGAAUUCAGAAAGGAAUCGCUUUCUUGUAGUGACAAUUUGAAUAUUUUGACAAUGAAGCUAAGCUAUUGCACUGCCUGGUUUGCGUACUUCAUGUCAUGUGCUCCCUCCCUAGUGGGGCGGAGAGCCGCCUCCUCUCUGAAUUCAUACGUUGGCACUGUCUGUGGGCGAGAUGGGCAGGAGCAAGGGAAGAGUCAUCCAGAAUUUCACUCUCUUGCUUUAAUGCUUUUUAAAGCCCUUUAAAAAUAUAUAUUUAAGCCAGGGCUUUGGAGAAACAGAUAAAUGUUGAGCAUUUUGAGAAGAGAGCUGGACCGUGAAGAUGAUUUGUGAAGUGUUUAUACAUGCAAAGUGAGGGGUACACUUAAAACAAAUUCUCUGGAUGAUUCAGACGACCUGCUCACCUCCAGGUUUUUUCCUGACUUGUGACGGGUUAUUUUAAAGAUUUAGUUGUCUAAAAUGGCCUUAGUUUUUCCCAUUUUAACCUACAAGGAUGUUCUUGUGCAAAAUAAACAGACAUAGCCUUUUUGGAUCAAAUUAAGAAGAGAGGCAGCCAAGUGAAAAAAUCCCUUAGAUAGCUCUAAUUGGCUUUGUUUCGCAAUAGAUUUACCUUUGUACUGGGUAAGGAAAUCCUGAAAAGCUUCUCACCUAAGAGGAUCAACUGGUUGGAAUAGUCUUAGUUGGAAGAAGCCAAGCUUUUUAAUUAAUGGGUGAACAGAGAUACCGGUUUCCGAAUGCUUACCAGGGAUCAGUAGUGCAAAGCCGGCUGCAGGCUCGGCCCUGAAGACUUGGUGAAAACGUAAAUCCCAGGCCCCAGUGACGCUGUGUCAACCUGUGCCAAGGAUUUCCCUGGCAUUCUGACGCACAGCCAGCGUUGGUGACCACUGAAUUCGGAGCCUUCAGCCUUUCCACCCUGCCCAUUUGAUAAAUCUAUAUGUCUAUACAAAGCUUUUGUUGAAAACAAAUGCCUGCUAGUUAUUACUGACUUUUUUCAAUUCAUCAUUUCAGGUUUUGUUGUUGCCUAGAUUUGCAUGCCUGUUUUAUGGUAUUCUAAUACUGUUGACUUAAAAAAAAAACAUCGUUUCCUCUGACUGCUAUUUUGAAUAUUUUAUGUAAGCAAUUGCAUGGGUUUUUUGUUUUUUUUUUUUCUUUUUCUAGUUGCAGAACGCAGGGGAAAAUUUCAGGUUUUUCUAAUCCAGUUGCGUGAAUCCCCAGACACACUUCGGAGGAGACUCCCGUGACCGCUUGAAAGCUGACGUUUCCUGUCACCCAGUAGAGCUGAGCCCUUCUGCAUGGUAAACUUACAAGCAAAUGAACUUAGACGUAUACAAAUGAUUUCGUCUCAGCCCCUGGAAGUUUAAACAGAGUCUGGUGACCCAGGACUAGCCCUGGCUCCAGUGAUACAGAUUUCCUUUCUCCUGGAAUCUCAUCUGCGCCCGAUACCGCUCUUAAAGUAGGCUGUGGGACAGCAGGAAGCAGAGCUAGUGACCCAGAGAGGCCCAGCAUUUUGUCAGUGCGUCUGAGAAGGAAGGUGUGAGAACAGCACCCAUGGCUGCCUACCCCUGCCAGGUGUGUGGCCAGACGUUCCUUACGCUGGAGAAGUUCACUAUCCACAGUUACUCCCACACCAGGGAGCGACCCUUCAAGUGCCUGCAUCCAGAGUGCGGCAAGGCUUUUGUUUCCAGAUAUAAAUUGAUGAGACACAUGGCUACCCACUCGCCCCAGAAGUCUCACCAGUGCGCCCAGUGCGAGAAGACCUUCAACCGCAAAGACCACCUGAAGAACCACCUCCAAACCCACGACCCCAACAAAGUGGCCCACGUGUGUGAGGAGUGUGGUAAGAAGUACCACACCGUGCUGGGCUACAAGAGGCACCUGGCCCUGCACAAGGCCAACAGCGGCGACCUGGCCUGCGGGGUCUGCUCCCUGGAGCUGGCGAGCACAGAGGUGCUGCUGGAGCACCUCAAGUCGCACGCCGAUGAAAAGCCCCCCGCGGCGACCAAGCUGAAGAAGCACCGCUGCGACCACUGUGAGAGAUGCUUCUACACCCGGAAGGAUGUCCGGCGCCACAUGGUGGUCCACACAGGCUGCAAGGACUUCCUGUGUCAGUUUUGCGCCCAGAGAUUCGGGCGCAAAGACCACCUCACCCGCCACACCAAGAAGACGCACUCGCAGGAGCUGAUGAAGGAGAGCCUGCAGGCCGGAGAGUUCCUGAACGCCUUCCACACCAUCGCCCCCCAGUUUCAGCUGAAGGCGGCCGCUCUGGCUCCGUAUGCUCUAGGAGUAGGGGCUCCUGUGCAGAAUGGGCUUGUAGGGAGCUUGCCAGCUGAGGUACACGGCCUCAAUCCUGCAGAGCCACCCUGCCAGGCUGUCCCACCACUGCCAGAGCCCCUGGUGCCUCUGCACCCCAUGGCACCUCCGAGCUCCCCCCCUCAGCCCCUCCAGAAUCACAAGUAUGCCACUUCUACCUCAUACCCACUGGCAAACCUGCCUAUCAAAGCAGAAGGAUUCUGCAACAUCAAUUUGCUGGAGGACUUGCCUCUGCAAGAGCCUCAGUCACCUCCCAAGCUGAACCCAGGCUUUGACCUGGCUAAGGGCGGCGCUGGUAAAAUAAACCUGCCCAAGGAGCUGCCCAUAGAUGCUGUGAACAUAGCAAUACCCGCCUCUCUGGAUCUUUCCCCUCUGCUGGGCUUCUGGCAGCUGCCACCGCCGCCUGCCCAGAACGCCUUUGGGAACAGCCCCCUGGGCCUGGGGCCUGGGGAGCCCCUGCCGCACAGGCUGGGCUGCCUGGGGCCGCAGCAGCAGGACGCCCCGCUGGCCGUGAGCACCAUGAGCCUGGGCCAGCUGGCGCUGCCUCCCCUGCCGCAUGUUUUCCCCGCGGGCACUGGUUCCAUCCUGCCCCACUUCCAUCACGCGUUCAGAUGAACGGCUUACAAAGCCCACUUUUCUUAUUCUGGAGGGUGACUGAAGGAGCAUUUUAAGGUUUUAAGGAGCAUUUUAAGGUUUUAAGGAGCAUUUAAAGUUUUAAAAAGCAUUUGAAACGUCAGUUAUAAUACAAGGAAAGAUUUGGAAAGCAGGCCUGGGAUUGGGGCUUAUUCAGUAGCGAUGGCUGGCUUGAUAAGAGUUGUAGAACCGCGUGUAUCGUGCCAAUCUGCCCUGAGUAUUCACGCUUUGUACCAAAUGUAAUCAGCAAGUAUUCUUUAAUGGAACUGCAACUAGCUAGUGUCAUAAUCGACACCCACACGAGGGCCGCUGUGUAUCGUCGUUUGUCAAAUCGAGUUGAAUCGUAAGCCAUGAUCGUAACGAUGUUAAUGAAAGAACUUUAUGUGGCUCUGCCUAGUGAGGGAACUAUGGAAAGUUUGGAUUUCUCCAGAAUGGGAGAAUUUCUUUUUCUUUUUUUUUUUUAAAUACGAAAAUAACCUUUAUAUUGCAUAUUAUACUAGUCUGUGUAUCUUCUUUCAGGGAUCUUUCUACCUUUCGGGGUUGGGUGUAGUUUAGUGACUAUUGCCAUAGCCAACCUGUAGUUUUAUAGAAACAAUUACUUGUGGAAUAGUAGACGCCUCAUUUUAAACAAGCAUUUUAAAUGUAGUUUGAAUAUUUUCCACAAGAUGCUACAAUGUGAGUUAUCGCUUCAUUUAUCUUAAAGACUAAACUGAUUGUCAGUUAUGUCUGACAAAAAAAAAAAAAAAAAAAAAAAAUCACUGUGUAACCAAGUUAAAUGGUAAAAUAAUCCAGCGUCAGUCAAAAUAAGCAUUUUGCUGACUUUAAUGUUGAUUAUAUUUUUAACAGGAAUUUAAGAAAUAUUACUGGAAUUUUUAAAGAUAUAUAUCUAUAUUAAACAAGAAUUUUCUUUACUCUCUUUGGCUUAAAGUACUACUCUGCUUAAGUAUAUUUUUAAUCACCAAUAAAUAGAAGCAUUUAAAGAUUUAUCAUGUUAAGUCAAUAUUAGUUUUAUUCAGAAAGAAUAACAUUUUGCAAUGUAACUAUAAUCUAUGUAAUCUCUCUCUUGAAUUUGAUAUCUAAUGAGUUUUGAGAAUAUGCAACCUAAUCUUUUUUAAAAGCUUUGUCUUUUGUGUUUAGAGGCUUUCUAUAUGAAGAUAUAUCUUACAUAUAAUAAACUUUACAUAUCCUGACAA
Messenger RNA from Miniopterus natalensis, 6501 nucleotides. NCBI's taxonomy places the organism in Eukaryota, Metazoa, Chordata, Mammalia, Chiroptera, Miniopteridae. The record is from RefSeq and is a predicted model, not a curated record.